AUGAUCCAUCUGGCAACUGGAAAAAACCCUUUCAUCGCUUAUGGCUUCUAUGGCUGCCACUGUGGCCUAGGUGGGAACGGAUCCCCCAAGGAUGAAACAGACUGGUGCUGUGCCAGGCAUGACUGCUGCUACCACCUUCUGAGGAAACGUGGGUGUGGCACAAAAUUUCUGAACUACAAAUUUACUGUAACAGGGGACAAAAUCCAGUGCAGUGCAAACCAAGACUACUGUCAGACUCAGGUGUGUCAAUGUGAUAAAACUGCUGCCUACUGUUUUGCUGAAAACCAGAAAAGCUACAAGAAAAGAUACCAGUUCUUUCCCGACCUGUUUUGUCAUGGAAAAGGACCCACUUGCAAAAACUCCCUCUUCUCAGACACCUUGCCACACGGUUCUGAGUCUUCUCCUCUAAAUCCACUCCCUCUUUCAAUCAAAUUCCUGAAGGAUAAAUAG
Molecule: messenger RNA, 450 nt
Organism: Chinchilla lanigera (long-tailed chinchilla)
Lineage: Eukaryota; Metazoa; Chordata; Mammalia; Rodentia; Chinchillidae
Product: phospholipase A2, membrane associated-like
Exons: 3
Coding region: 1-450 (149 amino acids)
Biological process (GO): lipid catabolic process; phospholipid metabolic process; negative regulation of T cell proliferation
Molecular function (GO): calcium ion binding; phospholipid binding
Source: RefSeq, a predicted model, not a curated record